AUGAACGGAAAAAUUGUCUUGUGUUUCGCGGUCGUCUUUAUUGGACAGGCCAUGUCAGCCGCAACCGGUACUACAGUUGAAGUCGAAGACCUUAUAAAAGUCGCUGAUCAAAUGUCACAAACUUUUAUGUCUGUUGUCAAUCACUUAGUGGGAAUUGCCCCUAACUCUGGCGAUGCCCAAAAAUCCAUUGAAAAAUUUAGAACUAUAAUGACUAAAGGAUUCGCAGACAUGGUAACCGAAGCUAAUAAAAUGAAGGAUAUCGUUCGCAAAAACGCUGACCCGAAAUUGGUUGAAAAAUACGAUGACUUUGAGAAAGAGUUGAAAAAAUACCUUGGUACUGCCAAAGAUCUGUUCGAAGAUAAAAUCGUCAAGCCCAUCGGUGAAAAGGUAGAAUUAAAGAAAUUCACCGAAAACGUCAUCAAAACUACCAAAGAUGUGGAAGCUACCAUGAACAAGGCCAUCGAUGGAUUCAAGAAACCAUGA
Macrosiphum euphorbiae (potato aphid) is the source of this 483-nucleotide messenger RNA. Lineage: Eukaryota; Metazoa; Arthropoda; Insecta; Hemiptera; Aphididae. The record is from the annotation of a GenBank genome assembly.